Amyelois transitella is the source of this 6349-nucleotide messenger RNA. Its product is annotated as cyclic GMP-AMP synthase-like receptor. The record is from RefSeq and is a predicted model, not a curated record. Lineage: Eukaryota; Metazoa; Arthropoda; Insecta; Lepidoptera; Pyralidae. The transcript is spliced from 5 exons. Bases 259 to 1728 code for a protein of 489 amino acids.
UUUAUCUGAGAAAUGAGAUUCGAGUUUGGUUUGGUUAGCAAAUCAUGUUUUUGUACAAUUUAUUUUAGUGAACUCAUUUUCUUCUUUAGUAAGUGGAAUAAUUUUACAGCUUUAAUGUUAAAAAGAAACAACUAAUCAAAGAUAGAAGAAAAAUAAGUGAUUAUCUCCUUAGUAAUCUAAGACUUACAAACAUGAAUAUCAUUAACAUAGGUAGGCUUACUUUGUUACUUUGCAGUGCGUAUUUUAUCAUAGUUAGCAAUGAGCAGAAAGAAAAAUGUUUUGGACUUAUACUUGGAGAAAAUUUUUGAGAAAAACAUAGCGCUGAAGGAUCAUGACAUAAAAAGGUCACAAGAAGUCUUCGAUAGCGUAUUCGACCAAGUGAAAAAAGCUAUGGAGAAACAAUGCAAUUAUUUCGCGAAAUACAAUAGUGAGGUUAUGUGCGCCGGCAGUGUUUAUGACGGUAUCAAAAUAACUAAACUUGACGAAUACGACAUGGACAUAGUCAUUCGGUUACCGAUCAGCUACGACGAAGGCAUCAUAGUAGAGAACGAAAGACCUGGCUUCGUCAAAAUGAAAAUAGGGAAUGCAUUCGACAAUCUUGCCAAACAACCCGAAUGGGAGAACUGUCAUAAAGUAACGUACACAUGGCGAGAUGACGAAAAAUAUUUUUUACAAAAUAAAUUUAGACAUUGGGUACAGGGGAUAGUACAACGAGCUCUCAACGAAAUGGAGUACAAAGUGUGUGUGAAUGGAGUGGUAUAUCUGUUGAAGUACACGCAGUCGGGACCAGCCUAUACGCUGAAGAUCAAAGCGGACGAGAGCCAAGAAGAAAACGAGCCUUUCCAUCUCGACGUGGACUUGGUGCCUGUGAUCCGGUUCAGAUACCCUCGAUGGCCACAAGGAUACAGGACUCCCCUUAACAAUGAUAUCAAAAAUUGGUUAGUGGUGCCUAAACCCAACAAGGCACUUGAGGAUAUAGCGCUGCAAAAUCGCUGCUGGAGGCUCUCUUUUCAGGAGUUCGAGAGGGAUAUGAUGAAGGGCUGCCAGAACUUGAAGAAAACCAUUCGACUGGUAAAGAAACUUCGCGACGUCUUACGCCUGAAAGCCAUCGCCAGUUACUACAUAAAGACACUAUUUCUAUGGAAAAUUUCAGAAACAUCCAAAAAAUAUUGGGAGACAAAACCUAGUGUUCUUUUUCAAACAAUGGUGGCGAUCCUUCGGGAUGCAAUAGAAAAGAAAAAUAUUCAGUAUUUCUGGCACAAGGAACAUAAUUUGAUCAAGGAUCUUACCGACAAGGACAGGGAGGACUAUGUAUGUAAACUAAAACCUGUUUUAGAUGGCAUUAAAAAUAAUGAAAUGGAAGCAGUAUUAAAUGGAUUAUUGACUAAAGCAGAACAGGUACAGUUUAAGAGGCAAGAUUUUUAUCAAAAACUUAACGGUGGAGCAGCUACAACUAGUAAGGCACAGGCGGCAAAGCCAUCUCAGGUAGACCGUGAACUUGUCCAUACGUUAAUGAGUAAAAUAGAUCAGUUAACGUCAAAAGUAGACAAAAUUAGGGAGGAAAUGAGCAAGCUGAAAGUGGGGAAUGAUUUGAAAGAGGAAUUCUUGAAUAUUGUUGGUGAUGUGGACGAGAUUUCUGAUGAGAUCGAAGAUUUGGGGUACGAUGUGGAUUACUCGCCGAAGCGGCUCAAGAUGCCGGAUGGAUCGGGAAGAACUCCAAAAUACUAAUGUCGCUACUUAUGAUGAAACAAUUACUUUGUGCCAUCAACACGGUCAAAGAGUCAUCAAUACACGUUUUAUUUAACACUGAAAUAUUUUUUUAUAAUAGGUAAGAUCAUCCGAAUAUUGUAACUUGAAAAUUUAUUCCAAGAAUUUUUUCUACAUAAAAGUAAUUUUAAUAAUGCACCUAUUGCUUUUAUUUUAUGUAAAUCAAUUAUUUUCAAAUAAACAAUGAAUCAUUUAUUGCUUCAUAUGAUGGCUUGAUAUGAUGCCGUGUGAUCUCCGGCGCUGUAGAAUACUUCAUCUCUUUUCUAUGUAUGUCGUAAAAGGCGACUAAAACAUAAACUUGAGUUUCUUAUUUAAGGCGAUGGGCUAGCAACACAGCUGUAACUAUUUUAAUCUCAUUAGAAAGUGAUCUUUAGGUUUUGAGACUGUUGGCUCUGCAACCCCGUAAUAAAUAAAGACGUAGUUAUAUCUACGCAAGAGAAAGAAGAAAACGCACAAAAUAUAAACUAUUGUAAAUCGAAUCAGUACUCAAAUUGAAAAACUUUCAUUUUGAAGCAAAAUUUUGUAUAUGGCAUCCAGCAGUGUAAAAAAACCUUUACUUCGCCAUAUAUUACCAAAAAUUAACGUCUUUGCAAAUUUAUCAUUUUUGGUAAAUCACUUCUGCAUCGCAAUUGCAAGUAAUUUCAUGUUAUAAAAUACAGUGGUAAAAUACAAUAUUAAUAAUACACAAAAAGAAAUUUUUAACUACAUUGAAUUUUGUUUUUAUAGAAAAAAAAGAUAAAUAUGUUACAGCCAUAAACGCACCAUAAAACAUAAACGUGCACGUACGUAUUUACUAAAAGAAUAAUCGAUUACACGCUAUACAUAGAAUCGAGUUCACUGAGGCGUCUUUAUUGAGCGCUGUUUAUAUUUUGAAAAUUAUAUUUAUGUAAUUUCUAGUUGUAAUAGUAACCAUUUAUCAUACAUACACGUGCCAACACAUAAAUAUAUCAAUUGAGUACAAUCAAAGUGUGUCUCACUGUAUAUGCCUUUAUACCCACGAACGUAAUUUUAUGUUUCAGUUCUAGAAGAUAUCUAGACCUAGAUAAGAAUAAUUACUGAUGUAUAAAGAAGUAAAUCUAUUUAAAUAAUAAGUAUUUUCCACAAUUCUUCAUUCAUCGUUGAGGAGUACGCAAAAUUUCAAAUUCUGUGGUUCUACUCGCUCAAAAUGAUUGUAGAAAUGAUUUAAUAAUUCUCCGUUCUUCGUGAUAUUAUUUCAAGAAACGAUGUCGCUUACACGAUCACAAAAGAUAUGUGCGGUACAGAUCCACAUGCUUUGAGAUAUCUAUGUGUUGUUCCGAAUGUACUAACCAACACUGGAAAGCCAGCACGCACUGGCAACACUAUUAUCCAUUAUUACAAUGUGCAGUCGAAGCGGGUAUUUUUUUUUUAUUACACACUAGUGACUUUCUAUAGUUGACCAACGCGUGAGCCUAAUUUCUGAGACUAAAAUUCUCUUAAGACCGGCAAGUUUACAUAAUGCAAAAAAAUAAAAUAAAUAAAUUAGUCUCACGCAAUAUUAACUUAUUUAGUUUAGCUAACAAUAUGAGAUAAGUAUAAUUAUAUUAUCAUUUUAUUAUUAUAUUUAAUAUAACGCUAAUUUAUCAGGGAAUCUAAAUAGUCUAAUAAAGUAUUUAAACGAUAAUAAAUAUGGCCGCUGAAAAAUAUAAUUUCGUUUAGUAGAACUACCGGAUAACAUAAACCAUAGAAAUGUAAAAAAAAUGAUGUGACAAUAUAUGUAUAAUAUAUUUAUCAGCUGCCAUAUUUUGAUUAUAUUUGUAUGAAUUGGAUAUGGCAACAUUAUUAUAGCAUUUUCAUAAAUUUCCUAUUUUCAGUUGUUGUUAGAGAUGCCCACUUAAUACGGUCCCUAAAAAACCUGAAUGCCAAAUUUCAUCUUUUAUUUAAACUUUGCAUUAUCUGUUAUUCAAUGACUUGUGCUUAUAUUUUUAACUUUUAUAAUUAUUUAGCUGGCAUUUUAGAAAAAUUGGGCAAUGCUUAAUUGAUAUUUAGUUAAUUAUUUAAUAAAUAGGGAUGAUCUAAAAGUUAAACAGAACAAAAAAACAAUGAUAGGUGUCUUAAAAGCUAUGGUCAAAGCAUACCCCGGGCUCCUCUCCAGAGAAGUGAGGAUGCAACCAGAUCUAAAGCCAGAAGGAAGAAAGUUUCAUAUAAGCAAAAUUCAAUUGACUCGUGAUCAACGUGGAGGAUGGUCUUACAGGUAUUCGUAUUGGGUCCCAUAAAUUUUAAUGAAUAAUAGCAUUAUUUCGCAUAUUCUUUAACCCUUUUUAAUUUUGAAAAGUGAUUAUGACGUCUUUUAACUGCCGGCAAAAUGUAUAGGCCUCGAACCCGAGUGAAAGAAGAAACUUGACCCAUUUUCAAUUUUAUUUGAAUGUUGCCACAUCCAUUACGACGCAUAACCAAGCUUUUUAACGACCAACAUCAUCCCUUUACUCACAUUUACAUUAACUUUUUACAUCUCCACUGCUAACUAGAAAUUAACAUAAGUCGAAUAUAAUUUGGUAAUUUUUAGUGAUUACAUGUUACGAUACAAUCACUGUCGCCUUUUAACAAAUAAAUUGGAAUAAUUGUCAUAUUUGUGAUUCAACACUGAGUUUCAUAUUUCUGUAACAUUAUUCUUUAUAUAUAGAUAUUUGAAUAUACAUUUUACACAAAGCUAUAGAAAUGGGUCACAGAAAUCAGAAAAUAAAAAAAACCAGUUAAAUCAGUGCGAGUCUAAAAGAAAAGGCGUAGUUUCUUAAUACUUUCGAAUAUAGUACAAAGUAUUGUUAUCGAGAGAGCUUAAUUGGAAAUAUAUAUAAAAUUUCUUAUAAUUCAAUUUAAACUCCAAUAAAAAUCCUCCAUAUACCACAAACUGUAUGUAUAAGUAUUUCGUAAAAGUCAAAUUAAAAGGGAUUAUUAAGUUAUUAUUAGUUAGCAUUAAAUAAUUUUUAUUUUAAUUAAUUAAAUAUACCUUUACAAAUGGUCAGACAAUGAAAUCUUUCUGUGUUUGUUAAUAAGGCACAGUUCGUAUAUAGCCAUUUAGAAGUUUUUUUUUAUUGUAGUAGAAACUACGCCUUUCGUUAUAUUAUCAGGCGCUCUUAAGAAACUGUUGACAUACAAAUAAACGUAUGUUUUCUACGCCUUUUUAUAUCAAAAUUAUACAAAUACUUAUCUUUAUUAUAGAAUAUAGAUAGGUAGCAUAGUGGUAAAAUUUUAUAGUAAAAGUCGCGAUUGGUCCGAUUCGCAAUUAGUCCAAUGUUAAAAAUAUGUCCAAAUCGUUACUCGUUCAAGUUGUGAUUGGUUCAAAAUAGCAAUGUUGCUUGCCUGAUUAUAUUGUGGUCCUAAAAAAAACAAAUGAAUAUACUAUAAGUUUGCCCCGACCCACUUACACAUAUCGAACAAAAAAUAUUUGGUAAAAAUUCGAUUUAAUUUUCCUUACAAAAAAAGAUUUCAUUCAAGUAAGUAUUAUGCUUUGAAAUAAUAAUAUUAGAUGUGCGAAAUUGCAAUUUAUAAAAUUUCUGACUCAAAACCAAGGUUGACAACCAAGGUACUUCGAAAAUUUUUGUAUAAAACAAAAUUGUGCCAAUUAUGUGUCAUUGUGUUCGUCAAAGAACGCGCACCACGGAAAAAUGUUAUGUUGGAAUAGAUUCGAAUUGGCUCGAUCGCGAUAAAGGUGAUUGGGCAAAUGCGAAUUGGACCGCUCGCGGAAUAGGCGAUUAGACCAAAUGCGAAUUAGACCAAUCUCGCUUAACCUAAUUUCGCAUGAAUCUAUUUUGAGCGGGAAAUUAUUAAACGUUUCAAUCCUUAUUUGUUGCAGCUAUUAUUUCGCGUAUUGUAAUACAAUAUUCCCUAUUUCAAACGUAUCGAACUAUGAAAUGUAUUGACAACUAAGAUGUUAUCUGCAAUCUAGUUGUGUAUGAUCGUGUGAAUGGCCGCUUUAGGGUCGAUUUAUACUACCAGAAACUCAUGGUCCAAUUGUAUAGCGAAACCAGUAUAACAUAUUUUGACGAAACACUCAUAUGAAUAAAAAUUAUAUAUAAAAACAAAAAAAAUUACAAAACGAUACAUAUAAGAGUUAGUAACUUGGUAAAGUUUCUCCUAUUUUAAAGUCUUGAAUAUAACAGAUACAAUUUUACAUACAUAAAAUUUUUAUAUUUUAUAUAUAUUAACUACAUUUAGAAAGGAAAUUGUUCCAUUUAUAGCAUCACUUCACACAUAUGCUACAUGCUUGUAUAUACUUUUUAUUUAUAUUAUAUUAUCUAGCUUUAUUAAAUGACAAACUUGUGACAAGUACAGCACACAAAAUUAAUUAUAUAAUAAAAAUUAACCAUGAUCUUUCUGCGUAGUAUAAAAUCGUACGUCGCACCUAAUAUUAUCCACUAGUGUUCAGUACUCGUGAAAUCAUGUCUUAGUCCAUUUCUAUGGGAUAAAUCAUACAAUUCAGUGCACCAUUAACAUAUUUUCUCAACCAAUGUGUGCUGGUAUUUUGAAUUCUAUUAAUUUUGACAGAUCAUAAUUAGGUAGUGUAUCACCAUCAGUAAGUUGGUUAAAGAUUCAUCCCUCAAACUUGCUGUAAUAAAGGUUCCUU